Molecule: messenger RNA, 3589 nt
Organism: Phalacrocorax carbo (great cormorant)
Lineage: Eukaryota; Metazoa; Chordata; Aves; Suliformes; Phalacrocoracidae
Source: RefSeq, a predicted model, not a curated record
ACCAAACGUCACAAUCAGUCUGUGAUCACUGGUUUGAAGAUAAAUUCUAGGGGGUUUUCCUUCUCAUUCCUUUUUCCUUAUUUUUGGCUAAAUCCUGGUUUCUCACAGAGCAUGUCUCGUUUCUAAUCCAGAUGCUGCUCGAUCUGUUAAAAUUACUGGUGAGAGGAGCUGAUACGUCAGUGAACACCCACUAAACUACCAUAGGUCUUUUAGCAAGCACGUUUCUGAAGUGUGCAGCAUGACAGAGCUCCACGAAGCCGUGGCUUUGGGGGACUACGACCUGGUGGAUGAGAUUUUGAGGACGGGGCGCUGUGACCCAAAUCACAAGGAUGUUGACUGGCAUGACAGGACCCCACUGCACUGGGCUGCUGCAAAAGGGCAGUCAGAUCUGGUCAGGCUCCUCGUGGAUCAUGGUGCCCGGCAUUGCCUACGGAGCGACGUGGGCUGGACUCCGGCUCACUUUGCUGCCGAGUCGGGGAGGCUGGGGGUGCUUCGCACCCUUCAUUCCCUGCAUGCUGCCAUGGACGCGGCCGACCUCUUUGGCGACACUCCCAAGAGACUUGCGGAAAUCUACGGUCACCAAGACUGCUCCAGGUUCUUAGAAACAGCAGAAGCAGAGAGCAGAAACUAUCGCAGGGCAGCUGCAACGAAAGGAAUCCCCUUAGACCAGAGAGAUGAAGACUGGGAGCUCAAGAAAGAAGAGCUUGAGAGAAACCCAAUGUUUUCUCAGGAGAGCUACACAUCCUCUGCUCAAAAGAAAAAUCGCAAAAAAAGGGGGAAGCAGUAGUGUGCCCUGCCUGUUUGGUGCCACUGAGAACCUGCAAUGCAGAGCAAAGACACUGGCAGACCUCAGGUGCAUCUGCAGGGUGAACUAUGGAUGACCAGGAGAAGCAGAUGGGCACAAGAAUGCAUUUUGUGAUGUACUGUAAAUAUUGCCAUUGAUAGGGAACAGAUAGAAGUGCUUCUGUCUGUGUGUCUAUACAUACCAGAUCUCAAAUAUCAGAAAACUGCAGACAGAAGAUGUUUAAAUAUACUAAUACUCUAAGUCAUGGAAAAGCUUAAAUUUGCAAAAAUGACAGCAAUUACUUAUAUUGCCUGAGAGGGAAAUGUUUUUGCUCCUAAUUGAUUCAUGAAAGCAUCUGGUUCUGCUCUCCCUAGUGAUGUCGGUGGCCUUUGCUUAUUUGCUUCUGGUCCUGAGUCAACCAGGAGGCUCUACAGGGGCUUGUAGCCUCUGGUGGUGCCUCUCUUUUCUUUGUGACUGAGGUGUAGUUGCUUCUUCUGGCUGAAGGGGAGACUCUGAUGUUGACCUGUUGCUGGACACGUUGAGUCUAACAGCUUGUAUCUAUCAUUCCUGGCCCAGCAAAAGUGAAAACGUGCUCCCUCGUUGCUGCUUCCAGUCAUCUGUGACUGCCGAGACAGUUAGAGCACUGCUUUAUUUUUAGCAGCGCCCCCAGCAUUUUUAUGCCUAUGCUGAUAUGAAUGCUGUGGAACUGAUCCUGAGCUAUCCCUCUGCUCAUCAGCACUUCCCCUGGCAAAACCAUUUUUAACCGUUUUACUUCUCAAUCACAAGAAGUGUUUUGAAUUUGACCCAAGGCAGUUUUCCAGACCAUGCAAGCACUGGGCAGCCAUUUUAAUGACUUCUGACAUAUUUUAUGUGUCUGCCUCCCUUCCCCUGUCCUUCCCAAACUUGGUCCUUCUGGUGUGCCUUAGUUACAGAUGUCCACUCUCCACACAACACUCAGGCAUUACAAUUGUAACCAACAUCUCUGUGAUCAAUCUCCUUCUUCUAAAUUUCCAGGGACUAAUUAAUCCAUCUACAUAGAGGUAUUUAAUGCCACCUGAGGUGCUCUCGAAUACCCAGGCUGACCCUGUAGGUCUCCAGAAGAUCCUGUCCUGUAGCUGCCAACCCUGUGCUGAUGUCUCAGAUACCCUAGGGACUUUUCAGAUGACUCAGAUUGGCUCUGUUUGGGAACAUGAGUCAAGUCCCAGCUUUGUUUUUUGUCAUUUGCACUUUCCAAGGCAUAUGAAACAUCAACUCCAAUCACAGUUGGCCUGGCUGUUGAAUUAGUGACAGCGCAAGUGGAGACAUAUCGUGGGACAAAGUGCCUAUUGCCAUGCUGAUAAUCUAAACAGGCCUGUUUCUAGCCCUGAGGCCAGUUGCUGGAGCAUUCUGUAGUUGAGGAACAUUUUCCCCAGAGCUGGGCACACCAUUACAUCUCUCUCCAGAGAGCAACUUUAGCACAUGGGCUGUGCACUGUGGCCAUGGUGUUUUAUAACCUGUCUCCUCCCAUUCCAGCUGGACAGGGCUGGUGCAUGGCAAGGGGAUGGUGCUGUGUUAGGGAUCAUGUUCAUGGGGGUUUCAUGGAGAUAGAAUCAUGGAAUCAUAGAGUAAUUAAGGUUGGAAAAGACCUCUAGGAUCAUCAAGUCUAACCGUCAACCCCAACACCAUUUCUGCUAAACCAUGCCCUGAAGUGCCACAUCUACACGUUUUUUGAACACCUCCAGGGAUGGUGACUCCACCGCCUCUCUGGGCAGCCUGUUCCAGUGCCUGACCACUCUGUCAGUGAAGACAUUUUUCCUAAUAUCCAAUCUAAACCUCCCCUGAUGCAGCUUGAGCCCAUUUCCUCUCGUUCUAUCCCUAAUGACUUGGGAUAAGGGAGAAGGGACCAACACCCACCUCAUACAACCUCCUUUCAGGUAGUUGCAGAGAGCGAUAAGGUCUCCCCUCAGCCUCCUCUUCUCCAGACUAAACAACCGCAGUUCCCUCAGCCACCCCUCACAAGACUUGCUCUCCAGACCCUUCACCAGCUUCGUUGCCCUUCUUCAAGUAACUUCAGGAAGAAAGUAUAGUUUGCUGGGGCUGCAUUCUUUUGUGUGAGAACAUCUGCAAGAUGUUGGGUUUGCCUGUUGAGUCUUGCGGUAUGUGAGCUUCUGAGGGGUGACGUUGCAUGGGAUGUAGAGAGUAGAAGGAUUUUCCAUGGUCUUUUUGUGAAAGUGGUUUGGACUGUAAUAUUAAAGGAUCAACUGCAUUCAGCAACAGCAGGGAAAGAAGGGAGGUGUGUGGUGCCUGUCCUUUAAAGGCCUUUUAGUUGGGGAGAUGUGUCUAGAUGAGAUGUUUAAGGUCUGCCUCCCUCAGGAAAUGUGGGUGGUGCAGGGUGUCUCCAGCUGUGGAAGUGGAACGCAGUGGAGUUUGGCAUCUGAUCUAAAUUGCAGCUAAAGCCAAAGAGCUAAAGGCUCUGAGGGUCUAAUUUUGAUCAGAUAACCCAAAACUUUUCUUUUCAGGGGAACAACAUGAAUGUAAUUUUCUGCUUUACUACUGCAGGAAAAGCCAGAAAAGAGUGAAAGCUAAUGGCUUGAAAACACUUUCUUGUACUUUCUUAUUAACCUCUUCCUCUUUCAUUUUUUGUGGGGAUGGAGAGAAAGAGGGAAGGGAGUGCUCUUCUGCCCACAGAAAAGGCAACCCUUAAAAUAAAAAGGUUACAAACUAUGCUUUUUCUCCUUCACUUCAACUUUUCAAAUUAGCAUUCCAGGGCCACUCAUGUUCUCUGAGCAGAAACUCUUCCUGUGUUGAUUUCUAAUAAAGAGUACA